AUGGACCAUCCAAAGCGAGUAAUUCUACGCUUGCAAGAAGCGGACCUCGACGAAGCAGAUCUCUACGAGCCAGUUCGACUCUACCUCGAAAAGAACGGUCGCUCAAUCGAGGAACUUGAUACCGACCGUCAUUUCGUCCACAUCCAACCCCCGAACCCUGAUAUACCGCAAGUCGACCCAAAGCUACAUGUGGUGAUUGAUCUCGAGGCAGAAAAGUACACUGGCAAGCUCGGCCCUGAUUUUCCCUAUGAGGGAUCCUCCUGGGAGUCGUGUUUUUGUUUCAGCAUUAUUGGUAGCUAUCGAGCGGUAGACUUUCCUCUGAACUCUGAAAAACCCUUUCAGUGGGGAGAACUCAAUGCAUUGGUAUCUCUACUUCUGUCUAGGGAUAUGUGCACAUGA
Molecule: messenger RNA, 399 nt
Organism: Aspergillus oryzae RIB40
Lineage: Eukaryota; Fungi; Ascomycota; Eurotiomycetes; Eurotiales; Aspergillaceae
Exons: 2
Coding region: 1-399 (132 amino acids)
Source: RefSeq, a predicted model, not a curated record